CACUGCCAAUCUGUGAUAUUUGAAUUAUAUUUUGAUACCUCUCGCCAUGCAUCUGUUGGAUUUGAGCACUGCCAUCUAAGCUGCACCACCGCCUCAUGUUGCCUGAAUGCUGGGGUUCGACAUGAGUAGAGGAGCAAGAAGCACAAAAGUUUUUCAUAGGAGGGGCAGCGUUGGUGGUUGUGGGGGGGCGGUAGUCCGCAAUGCCCCUCCUCACAGCCGAAAAUGAUGACAUCGAAAGAGAACUUUAUUCCCUUGGCCUGUCCGAUGACAAUCCUCGGUCCCAGCGCCCGAUUGUGCCCGGGAUCUUUCCCGCUUCCCCGGCGCUGUCCAUCGUGUCCGGGUUUUCAUCACUGCCGCCGCAAGAGCCCCGGAGCCACAGCGCUCCGGCUCCUUUGUAUCCGACUCAGUCAAUACAUAGCGGAUUCCACAACGUCUUCCCCAUCCAUGACCCGUCGGCUGUCCAUUAUCCUGGACAUGUUUACCCUCAGGAUUUCUUGACCCUUCCUAAAGACCCAACGCCCUCAACUGCAUCUUAUUUUCUCACACAACUUCCCAUAGCCCAACAGUCGAUACCGCACUACCCACCUCAAUUUCCACUACCUCGAUCUCCCCACUAUGCCCCAGAACUUUGUUACCCUUCGUCUUAUUUUGCAUUUCAACCUGAUAUCCAUCCUCCAAUCCCAAUUGAACCUCUUCCAAUGUCGCACCAGCAACUCGUGGUAGCGAAAAUCGAAGCUGCAUUGCGAAGAUUGCAAAAAGAGCUACAAGAUUCCUAUCUUCUUUUGGACACCCAUGGGUCUCCUCCUCCACCUCAGCCUUCGUCUCCUCACUUACGGGACCCUCCACCAUCGCCUGUUCCGCCGUACGAUAAUUAUAGCCCUCCUGGUCCAUCUAACAGACCGGACAAUGGAAGAAAACACUAUGAUAAAUAUCCUUAUGAUGAUGGUUAUACAGGACCGAAAGAUCCAUACCCUUCUGAAUUUCAAAAUAUCUCUACUCCAAGUGGGUCUUAUGUAGGCGGUAGGCAUCGACGUCAUCCACCACUGCGGAAGCAUAGAUCACAUCCUGAACAAAGGCAGCUCGAUCACUUGGAGGCAACUGCUGUUCCCAUUCCCCAAGUGCAAAUUCAAAUGUGGCCUCAAAUCCAGCAGCAAGGUACUUUAUUGGAGGGUCAGCAACAUCCUACUACAAUUGUGGACGAAAACAACGCUUCUAAUCUAUCCAGGCGACUUGGGUUCAAACCUAUCCGAUACCCAGAUACCACAGCUGCUGAACGAAAAGACACCUCAGAGCUGAAAAAAUCUCAUAGUACCGAGAGAACGUUAGGCAAUAUUGAGUCCGAAACUGAUCGUUCUAGAUCUCAUAGUGAUGAAGUGAAGCGUUCAUCUUCAGAUUCAAAAUCUGAACAGAAAUCGGAAAGUGCAAAGUCGCACCUCACCACAUUCCAGGUUGAAGUAGAAGUUCAAGCUCCUGGAGAUGACAACGUACACAACGUACCCUCGCUUUCUACUCGAUCUGAGUCUACCCAUCAGUUGAGAGCACCAGGCUCUGAACAUGACCAUGGUCCAUCUUCAUCGUCUCUGCCACUUCGACCCCAGUCAAAACACGACCAACCCCAACAGGCUUACUACGACCUGGAGAGCGAUCCCUACCAACAACAUGAUUACAUACAUGUGAGUGAGCCCGCAUUACAAACAACUCGAGUUUCUAUAGAUCCGUUAAGUCGUAAAUUUCAGCACCUCUUGGAUGAAGAUCCCGAGUUUUAUCAAGAUUACCACGAGUAUCAACGGAGUCGUCAUCACAGCUUCCAUCAUCCUCACCGCCACAGACAUCAUCACUAUCACCACCAUCACGCUCAACAUCAACAUCGUCACAUCACCAAACAGAGAAGCGAGGGAGAUGCGGAAGCCGAGAGGCGCAGAAGAUCGACAUCUUCUCUCAGAAGGAGCAAGGUCGCGAGCAGGGACGACAUCGAUAGAGUGAAGCUUCCCCGUAAGUUCCCAGGAGAAGGCGCAGGAGGCACGAUGAUCAAGCGCAUCACCAUUCAGAAGGACCCCAACCCGAUCAUGGGCUUCGGCUUCAGCAUUAAAGGAGGCAGGGAUUUGGGCGUAGGUGUGUUCGUGUCGCGCGUAGAGCCCGACGGCGCGGCGUGGGCUGCUGGCCUGCGCGCUGGCGACCUGCUGCUGGGUGCAGGCCAGGCGGCCUUCAGUGCCCUCACACAUCGACCUACAAGCUCCUCGCCAGGAUGUCUCGAGAUCCAGAUCCUGAAAAACUCGUCGGAGGUGACGCUGACGGUGGCUAUGACGUCACAGUUGGUGCCCAGCACUCGCGCUCAGUAUGAAGCUCUCGUGACGUCAUCAAGCACUGGGGCUGCAUCAGACCCCUCGCAUCUCACCGACCCUCGCAGCCCAGCAGACCCCUCGCAUCUCACCGACCCUCGCAGCCCAGCUGGCGCCGACUCGGUCACUCACUUGCCUGACUUGGGCCUCUUCUUGGCAGACCAAGACAUCCCGACGUCCGACUUGCAGUCAUCUCAUCCGACAACUUUCGGAGACCAGAAUUCGACCUCUGCCUUCGUUGCCAAAACUUCCUCAAACGAUCCUUCAGCACGAGUUGGGAGCUCUCAAGCUGUGUCCUCAUCCUCAAGUGUCCCUACGCCAGCAGGGAUCGAGAGCAGUGCCACUCGUGACACAGACCUGGUCGUGUCCACUGCAUCAUGCGCAGCAUCGUCGCGUCCAUCGUCUGAUCCUCGCGGUGCCACUAGGUCUCCAGGCGCCUCAUUUGACCGGAGCCCUGACCCGGCUACCUCGCGCGGCUCCGAUUUCGAGGUGAGGGGAAGUGGCCGCAAGCCAAGUUCGUCAAGUCACAUGAUCGGGGCCAGCGAUAUGGACGAUCCUGCGCUGAUGUGUAGUGGCGGAGGCGCCGCCAGUGACCAGCGAGCGGCUGCCUCUGGCAGCGAUGUCGUCGUCCUUGCCCAGAGAUAUUCCUGGGUUGAACCUUGCGGGCGCCCCACUUCCCCGCCCGCCGAUUUCAAUCCCAGGCUUCAUGGCCAUCAAGUUGUUGAGGUUAUGUGCUCGGUGGCCCCAGACGAGUCUCUUGGGCUUAUGAUCAGAGGCGGCGUGGAGUACGGCCUCGGUAUCUACAUUACCGGCGUCGACGUCGGGUCUGCCGCCGACAGAUGCGGCAUCAAGGUUGGGGACCAAGUGCUGGAGGUAAACAAAGAAUGCUUCCUGUCAGUGACACACGACACUGCUGUGUCAGCACUCAAGUACUCUCGAAGCUUGCGCCUCAAACUCAGAAGAGUCGGCAAGCUACCGAGGUCCUGCACCGUGUUUAGCAGACGACCGUUCCAUCAAAAAGAAAGCGCCAGCGUGUCGGCGGAGUCAAUGGAGGCGACGCUGGCGAUGAUCCACGAGAAGAGCGAGCGCGUGUUGGCGCCGCUGCCUCACCGCGCGCUGCUCAGAGUCGUGGCAGACUACGCUGCUGGCCGCACCCCCAUAGACAGGCUGCUCGAUGUGGCCCUCCAGCUCCUCGAUACUGAGUCCAAGCGCGGCUUGCUGACGGAACUGCGGGAAGUUGUACGAAGAGAAGACCAAGGAAAGUUUGAUGCCCUCAUGUACCCUUCGUACCCUCACUUGUCGGAUGAGGGCCUCCUAGCUAGACAGUGUCCUCGCCCAUCGAGUGUGACCAGACGGAAUGGUCGGAGGAGGAGGCGAAAGAAAGGAGAAGACGAGGAUCAGGAGGACGAUGGCCUCGAUGCCGAGACGAAGGAACCUCAAUACUCGAGGACCGAAGGUCGCUCUGGCAGUCCUAUGAGGUACAGCCGCAAAAUUCUUGGUGCUGCGGUGGAUACUCAGGCCGAGCAUUUGCUGGAAGACCCGAGGAUAGAGGGUUGCGUGAGGGAGCUGUCGGUUAUCGAGAGGGACGCGAUGAGCAAAGAUGCCGAGGUUACGAAAACGAGGACCUCGGGCUUGUGUACAAACCGAGACGUGAUCGCCGUCAGGGAUGCGGAGGGUCUCCAGCAAAGUUGUCGUAUGACCUCUGGUCGCCAAUGCGAUUCGAAGUUAAAUGUUCGCCCCCUAGAAGAACGCGAUGUUCAUCUCUCACAUUUCCUGAAGAGUCCUUUCGACGAGAGGAAGAAUAUUCAAGAGAAACAAGAAACUUCGACGUACGAGAGACAGUUCAAGACAUCGACCCAUCAUCAGGAUACUCGAGGUAUCCUGGCCAGUUCAGGAAUGAAUGCGACGACCACUACGUCGACCAUUACAAGUCAGCUGAAGGCGGCCAUGGGCACCAGCAACACCCCCAUCAGUUCAACAGCUUACCUUAUCCCGUCUGUGCAAGAGAAGAGAGAGCACAGGACGGACGGCGCAGUCAAAGAUAUCGAAAUGACGGAGAUGAAGUCGCCUUCCGCUCACUUCCUCGCAAAUUCAAAUCAAGCUCUCAUCUCGCAUGUGAAAGAUAUUCUGUCCCCGACGCAGAAUUUCUCCCAGACGACCACCGAGUCAACACAGUUCAGUACCCAGACACAAUACCACCUCCGCCAGGCUUCAGAUCUUCACCCGAAGAAUUUCAGUCGCCUAGUGCAGAAUUCAGUCCCGAAGACACAAGACCGAGAACUUUCGAUUCAACGUGGCCGAUCUAUCCCUCGAAAAGAUCGCGAUCGCAGCCUCGACCAAGAACGAAUACCUCUGUUCCCGCAAAACACACGAGAUCAAAGUCUUCACAGCCUCGACCGGUACCCGAGCAACAGCUUGGCCACGAGCAGCGUCGAUAUGAUAACUACAACCAAGACUUUCCCCAGCGAUCCGCAUCUUCACCUUCACCAAUCUUCAUAUCCUCAUCACCUCCCCAGCAGAGAGGCAAUCGCUCGAUUCCUGCAGAAAGCGUCAACAGAUUCUCAUCGCAAUAUUUUUCGCGAUCUCUCCCUUCAGUCCGCGCCUCUCAAUGUAACUCAUUUCAUUCGAGCAGACAACCAGAAUUUCCUCUUCAACGAGGACCACUCGGACACCACUCUUUUGACCAAACACGGAGAUCUGGAUCCCCGACACGAGGAUUUCAGAGCAGCUCUAAACCGAUUACGCACUUCGAUCGAUCUCGGGUCAACGUCCGUGAAAGAUCGUCAGACUUUCAUCCCACACUAUUCCACACUCAGCCUGAAUCAAUCACUUCAAGAUCUGAGACUAGACAACAAGUUAUUAGGCAGCCACCGUGGGUAUAAAUUCCAACCUAGAAGUCACAUGUCGAGAUCAAUCAGCAGGCUAUUUCCCAGGACGGGGUUAGGAGAAUAUUUAUCUUGUGAACAAUUGCUGAGCAGCGUUAGUAAGGAAGAAAUUGACGAAGACUUAUUAUCUCUGUAUUACUUAGAAAACCUAGCUAAAGAAGAAGAAGAAGAAGAAGCCGUCAAUCGUUCAUCGGAAGGUGAAGAUUAUGAAGGUGAUUUAGGCGAUACAGCCGAAAAGUGGUUUAGUAUUGAUGACUGUUGUUAUUCAAGCACAGAAGAGCUUCUGAGAAGAGGUUACUAUAGACAAGACGCACCCAGGAUGAUCAGACGUAUAAUGGGACAGAAAUUUGGUCUUGGUAAUCUUAGAGGAGCCAUUGCUGACACCGACAUAGGCAGAAUUAUAGACAAGCACACGCAAAGCUACGAGGAUGAAUACAGGCGGAGAAUAGACAAAGAUCGCGUGAUAGAUCAAAAGAUACGAAGAUUGGAGGAAGAUAUCAGGAAGGCAGAUGAGCUGCACCGACUGAGGACCGAGAAAAGUGAUUUCUCGGAGAGUCAGUUGCUGCUGGAUGAAACUGAAGCUGAUCGACUCGACCCACGGGCAGCAGAAACUGAGGUCGGUCACGAGGGUAGAAGCAGAACCCAGAGCUUCUCCUGUAAGGAGCUGAGCAGCGUCAACCCUUGCCGCUGCUCCUCUCUUACCAGGACUCGAAGAUCGGAGCAUGGCGAGGAACUGCUAGCCCCUGCCUCCACGGCAGCCGCCGCUCGACUGCUGGAGCCAACCUCAGUCGCACCGGCGGUCACCCACACAUGCCGCCCCAGGAGGACGUCGCUAGUACUAAGCGACAAACAAGGACGGUUCCGUGUGGUGGUUGCCAAAUCGCGCCCUAACCUGGGCAUCGCCAUAGAGGGCGGCGCUGACACCAAGCAGAGCAUCCCGCGCGUCAUCAACAUCGCCGGCAACGGCGCCGUGUUCGAGGCGGGCGGCAUCAGAGUCGGCCAACUCAUACUUGCCGUCGAUGACCAGAAUUUGGAAGGGAAGUCGCACGAGGAGGCGGCUAGACUGAUUUCUUCGUGCUGGCUUAGCCGCUCCAGACCAGAGAUGGAAUUUCUGAUGAUGGAUCGCAAGCCUUCACCAUCCGACCUUAGAAAAUCAUCCGCGCCAAUCAUUCAGAGCUAAUCCAAUUGUCGGAUUUAUUCAGCAACGUCCUUCGAGAAAAUCCUUGCACAAAUCAAUGGUUACUACCAUAAAUCCAAUCUACCCGACAAGUUCAUCCAUCAAGCACAAACAUUCCUAGAACAAGUCAGAGAAAAUUCAUCAUUUACCGAGCAUGUGAUGGAGUAGUUUGGCGAUUACCGUCAGAUUCAUGUCCACUGGCGUCCCAGAAUAAUGCACUAAAUUUGAGUGCGUUCGUUGACAACCUAUAAAUGGUACGCAUCAAGAUCAUAUGACGAAUUGAACGCCCGACUGUGAGUGCUACGUAGGGAAAUAUGCAUCGACGAAACACAAUGAAGGAGUAUGAAUUACAGUGAACGUGAACAAUAUCUGAACAUUGAUAAUGUAAAAAAAGGACUGCUGCAAGCGAACUUUCCCAUACAAAUAGUGAUGAUUUUUGUGUUUAAGACGCUUCGACCCAGAUGAUUAAAAUGAAUAUUACUUUAUAUCACAAAAAAUGGUCAAGUUUUGAGUCGGGCAAAACUGAUCUCGUCGAAGCACACGGAGCGAAACUGUGGCCUUAGGUUUUUUUCGACGCAAACGUGUCACAGUUGAUAGCAAAGAAGAGAUUCAGGUUGGAAAGUGAAACUGAACUUAGAGUAGUUCCCCACACAUGUUAAAACAUUUUUUCGGAGAGAAGAAAAAAACUUAUGACGAUGCUGAAAUAAUCAAUUGAUGAAGAAUAAAGUCGUUGAACACGAAAAGGUCUUAAUAAAAUAGAACUGCAGCCGCAGCCCACAAAAAAGAACUUGAACCACUGCCGUUUACGGGGAGCAGAGUUCCUGAGCGAAUUUAGCCAAAUUUUCAUGGUGCAUAAAAAUUGCCUGAUUCAAUUUUGUAUCAAAUGAGUUUUAAUUGAAAUGUAGCUAGUCGAAAAGUUCGACGAACUAAAUAACGCAUGAACUCACGUAAUAAAUAAUAGUUUCAUUACUUAGGAUAAAUACCGUGAUCGGGACACAUUAAGUGUUGUAGGUUUUUAUGUUAGUAUGAAGAUAGUUUUAUAACUUCAAGCGCACACAAAUACACUUAGGUUCUGAGUGUGAGAUGGCCAAAUAGUGCUCGGUGGAAAUAAACCGAGUCUGAGACAAUAUUGCGCCAAAAAUAUUUCCUUAACUUGUUAGGUGAAUAACGGAUACUUAGUAAUUGACCACGCUACUGUGGAAGCAUGAUCGUUAUCUGCGCUGGAAAUAGGUAUUUUAUCUUCUCUAAAUGGUUGUACGAAGUUCUGCUGCUGCUGAUAUUUGCUGCUGCUAUAAUUGAGGCUCAAGACGUGGUCAAGUCGACCAUUUGACUCUCAGUGUCCAGAGAUUUGAGGUUGCUGAGAACAAAGAGAAGGUAGGAAAAAUGAACUGGUUUGUCGGUGUGCAAACAGUGAAUCCGUAGGCAAUUGUAAAAUAUGUCUGCACUGAUUUCCAAAAAGUUUCACUCACAAACAGCAAAAUGGCAGUGAAAGUGUUGAAUGAUGAGAUGCAAACACUUUGCAUUCCUAAACUAAUUCUGAAAAUACUAUUAGUAAAUUAGUGGAGAGAUGGAUGGUGAACUUGACCACGUCUAAGAGCUUGAACUCGUCGCAUUGCACGCGCCUUUUCGCUUCUCGUUCGCACUCUAUGUGGUUAAACUGGAAAGCAUUAACCCUUUCACACGCAACGAUCCCGGUCGUGAUAUUCGCUCUUCUGUAACACAACAACUUCUUUAGAAAACAAAAUAUGCCCGCUUCUAUUAAUCACAAACUUUACAGGCAAAUACCAGCGUAAUGUUAAUCCCGAAAUAGCAGCAGCGUAAAUCAAAUGUUUGACUAGGUAUCUAUAAUUCUGGGCGCUGAAGGUAAAAUGUAUAAUAUGAAACGGAGGUUUUCGAAAAAAGUACAGCGCUGAACGUCGCUGUGGCAUUUCUUCCGAUUUAUUGAUAAUAAUUGGCUAAUGAGUAACAUGAUAUUCCUGAAUCAAUGGUAAUAUAGCAGGCCACUUAGUUGAAGAGAAUUCAUAAAUAUUGCAUCAGCUUAUAUGAGAUCACGAAGUUGGCGUCAAGCAUGUACAGUGGUUUCCACUACAGUGCGAAUUAAAUUAGGAAAUUCGGAUUAUUUGAGAAAAAAGCGGACGAAUACAUUAAGCUCAAAUUUUACAUCAAGCUUUCCAUUGCGAAUUGAAUAACUUGAGUGUCGGAAUAUUAGAAAGCAAUACCGGCUGCAUGAACUUCUUAGGGCCUCUAUAUAACUUCGCAUAGUAUAAAUUCGGACGUAAGCAUUAAUCACCUCAAUUGAUCGAGUAUAGAGAUGAACUAUUUACCUGAGGAUCACAAAUUGACGAUCAAGAAAAGGAUCGUUACAAGAAGCUGUGCUAAAUCCUGAAUAUGAUCAUCGAGUGAUGAUAAUGACGACGAAAUGAUCAGCGCCUUAUUUACACUGUAGCAAACAAUGUUUCUUUAUUACGUCUAGUUGAAUAGAUAACAAGUUGGCAUUGUUUUUAGUGAAGACUAUCUGGCACCUCAUUCCUAUAUUUCUAGUUCUCAAAGCGAUCACUUCUAGCGAGAUAUUUUCCUAAUGUUUUCUACACGUCAGAGGCAGUAUUUUUUACAUAGACUAGAAUAAUCUUUCACACCAAGAUGUCGACACAAGGGUUCCCAAUAUUACAUUAAAUUCAUUGACUUAGAAAUGAAUGAAUUAAGAAGGAGUUCGAACAAAAGGACCGAACUUUAUAACUUAACCUUCUUUAGUGUUAUUGAUAUAAUUUCCGUAGGAAGGAUAAAGAAAUGCAGGUAGUUGUUCCCAUUGUCAGGAUGUCAUGGAUCAAGAAGACGUGGUACAUCGUGGGACUAAUAAAUUCACAAGUAAAAGUUAAUGAAUAAUAAUUCACAGUUAAACAAAAGUGUUGGUGUGUUUCGCGUAACAAAACAAAUUGGCAGUGAUGACAGAGGUUAUUGAUAUGGUUAGAAUAAGUUGCAUGGACUUUGAUCAAUGUCAAAAACUGAUAAUUUGUGAUAUUAAUUUCAUUUAUUGCUUCUUGAAUUAUAACGAUAUUUUAGAGAAAAAUCGACUCCAAGAAUUUCUUAAACCAUCAAUACAACUAAUAAUCAAAUAAUAUAGUUGACGAUUGCAGUUAUAAUUAAAUUUCAGAUUUAAGGCCCUUCUAUCAGGUGAAGUUUAUUAUCUAAUUAUAUUAUUAUUAGUUCAUUAUCAAGAGUCGGUCAUAACGCGUUAAUUUUACUUCAGACUAUCAUUCUAGGUUUUCAUUAGCUAAGGAGUUUUCAGCCAUUUUCAAACUAAAAAAUUGUGUGGUAUCAUCUUAAUUCAAUACACAAUGAGAAGGAAUUUUUUUACGGAGAAGAUGGUAAACUCUUUUUUUUUCAUAAUGCAGAGUCGAUUUUAGGGAAAAAAAUGAAUAUGCUAGUCAUAUACGCCUCUUAAUGGGAACGGAAUGUAAUUUUAUAACGUAAAACAAUUUGUUUUCAUUAUUAUUUGAGAAAUGGAGAACUGCUUACCUUGUCUCUGCGCCAUCAGCUCGUGAGUCAAGCCUGAAAAAUAAUUGAAUACUUUCAAUCAAAAUAAUUCAAACACAGGAGUAAUUUUUUAGCAUGAUAAAAUGAAUUCCGAGUAUCAAAACGAAUAAGUUCAACCUUCCGGUACUCGAUUCCAAAUCUAAAAGGAAUAGGUUCAACCUUCCCGCUCCUGUCUCAUAAUUUAGAAGGAAUAGGUUUAACCUUCCCGCUCCUGUCUCAUAAUUUAGAAGGAAUAGGUUUAACCUCCCUUCUCCUGUCUCAUAAUUUAGAAGGAAUAGGUUUAACCUCCCUUCUCCUGUCUCAUAAUUCAGAGGUCAAAUGAGAUAGGGUGCAUUAACCAUGUCUUGAAGCUAUAUUAUCACAGAUAUUUUAUCAGAUCUUGUAUUGAUGUUAGGAACUAAAGCCUGUUGUGCAAUACACAAUAAUAUCGGGAAACAUCUUCACUGGUAGAAAUUCAGUUUAGAUUUCAGAAGGAUAUUGUUACUGUUUCAUAAAAAAUCUGAUGAAAUUAUGAUGUCAUGACAACAUUGAAAUUCCUAUAUUUCACUUAUGAAAUUACAACAUAGUGUAGUAGAUGAAAUUACAGUACUAAUCUAAUGAAAAUUUAAACAUAGGAUCAGAAAUAGGUACGAAAAGCAAUCGAGUUUACCAAACAAAUAAAAAUGAAUUCUUGCUCAUAAAUUUCAAGGGAAUAAUGAAAAUCUGAUUGAAUGAAUAGAAAAUUAUUUUGAAAACGUAGUAAUAAUCUUUUGAUUUUAAGAAAUAGUUCACUUAUGUUUUGAUAUCCCCAAAUUACCGCGGAUUAACAGCCAACGUUAAUAAAUAGCAAUUAAAGCAAAACUCCUUCGUACAAACCUAACUGCUAUUUCAAUACGAAACAAUUUAUUUUCCCCAGCCAAACACAAUCCGGAAAAAGAAUGCGAAAUGGAGAGAUGACUUGAUGAGACUGACGCUUAGACGCAUUUAAGAGCAACAUUGACACGUGUCUUAAUAGUUACUAACACGCAUUCCCAGUGAAAAUUUAGACGCGGCAGCUUCUGAUAUGGAUUACCAGAAGCUGGGGCGACUCUAAAUUUUGUUAGGGUUAUUACCUAUGCCUAUACGUGGGGUAUAUCGUUAUACCCGCGCCAAAAGUGCGUAAGAAAUGUAGCUUACCUGCUGUAUAACACCGUCUUGUUGAUUAUUGUAUAGCCUAAUAUAAAUUUGUACGUUAUUACUUAUACAAAGCGAAGUAUAUCAAGAAUAAUAGAGGCAGGGUUUUUGGUCCCUGACACGACUUAUUGCUGUUGUUGUUGCUGUGAGAACGAUUAUCUUGCCAGUAAAGGCGUU
Messenger RNA from Hyalella azteca, 11264 nucleotides. RefSeq lists its product as uncharacterized. Lineage: Eukaryota; Metazoa; Arthropoda; Malacostraca; Amphipoda; Hyalellidae. The coding region runs from base 201 to 6404 and encodes 2067 amino acids. Gene Ontology annotation, cellular component: cilium; stereocilium tip; plasma membrane. Gene Ontology annotation, molecular function: protein binding. The transcript is spliced from 14 exons. The record is from RefSeq and is a predicted model, not a curated record.